UGCUGGUUACAUCAUUCGGUCCGGCCGGGCUGGGCUGGGCUGGGCUGGGAAAGGAAGAAAUCCCGGUUGGGCUUCGUCCGCGUACCCGGCCCGCGCUCGCGCUGAGCUGAGCUGAGCUGAGGUGAAAAGGUCCCAGCUUAUGUGUGAUUGCAGUAGCAUCACCUGUGCAGACUGAACAGCACUGUCCCCAGUGAAUGUUGUUUUUUUAAAAAAAGAAAAAGGAAAGAAUGGUUCAGCAAGUUGCAGAAAAUAUUUGCUUUCCAGCUGAGGAGGAGAAGAUAUUGAAGUUCUGGAGCCAACUUAAUUGUUUUCAGGAAUGCUUGAAACAGUCAAAAAAUAGACCUAGGUUUACCUUCUAUGAUGGUCCUCCAUUUGCUACUGGGCUUCCACACUAUGGCCACAUUCUUGCUGGAACCAUUAAAGACAUAGUAACCAGAUUUGCCCACCAGAGUGGAUUUCAUGUUGACAGAAGAUUUGGAUGGGAUUGCCAUGGUUUACCUGUGGAGUAUGAAAUUGACAAAGCACUUGGCAUCAAAGGACCAGAGGAUGUGGCCAAAAUGGGGAUUGCAGAGUAUAACAGUCAGUGUAGGGGAAUUGUGAUGAGAUACUCCAAAGAGUGGGAGUUCAAUGUUACCAGACUGGGACGCUGGAUUGAUUUUGAGAAUGACUAUAAAACUCUGUAUCCAGAAUUCAUGGAAUCUGUAUGGUGGGUUUUCAAGCAGCUGUAUGACAAAGGUCUGGUUUACAGAGGAGUUAAAGUUAUGCCUUUCUCCACUGCAUGUAACACUCCCCUUUCAAACUUUGAAUCUCAUCAGAACUAUAAGGAUGUUCAAGAUCCAUCGGUAAUUAUAAGCUUCCCACUGGAUGAAGAUGAAAACAUCUCUCUUGUUGCUUGGACAACUACUCCUUGGACUCUACCAAGUAAUCUGGCCCUCUGUGUUAAUCCAGAAUUGCAGUAUGUGAAACUGAAAGAUAAUGCCACAGGGAAGAUUUUUAUUUUGAUGGAAGCCAGACUGGUGUCACUAUACAAAUCUGAAAAUGAAUACAAGAUCCUUGAUAGGUUUCCUGGCGUGGCUCUUAAAGGCAAGAAAUAUAAACCACUGUUUGAAUAUUUUAUUAAGUGUAAAGAGAAUGGUGCUUUUACUGUGGUGAUAGAUAACUAUGUAAAAGCAGAAGAAGGCACAGGGGUUGUGCAUCAGGCCCCCUACUUCGGUGCUGAUGAUUACAGAGUCUGCAUGGAUUUUAAUAUUAUUCAGAAAGAUUCAGUACCAGUUUGUCCUGUUGAUGCUUCAGGCUGCUUCACAGCAGAAGUGACUGAUUUUGCUGGGCAAUAUGUGAAGGAUGCAGAUAAGAAUAUCAUCAGGGCUCUGAAAGAGAAAGGUAGACUGGUUCACAUCAGUACUUUUAAGCACAGCUACCCUUUCUGUUGGAGAUCUGAUACCCCUCUAAUAUAUAAAGCUGUGCCAAGCUGGUUUGUAAGAGUAGAGCACAUGGUGGAGAAGUUAUUGGAGAAUAAUGCUCAAUGCUACUGGGUUCCUGACUUUGUGAGAGAGAAGCGUUUUGGCAACUGGUUGAAAGAAGCCCGUGACUGGGCUAUAUCCAGAAACCGAUACUGGGGAACACCUAUUCCUUUGUGGGUCAGCGAUGAUUUUGAAGAGGUGGUUUGCAUUGGAUCGGUGGCAGAACUGGAAGAGCUAUCAGGAGUGAAAAUCACAGAUCUUCAUAGAGAAAGCGUUGAUCAUCUAACCAUCCCUUCACGCUGCAGAAAGGGCAUGUUGCACCGUGUUUCCGAAGUGUUUGACUGCUGGUUUGAGAGUGGGAGCAUGCCAUAUGCUCAAGUACAUUAUCCAUUUGAGAACAAAAAAGAAUUUGAAGAUGCCUUCCCUGCUGAUUUCAUUGCUGAAGGCAUUGACCAAACCAGAGGAUGGUUUUACACUUUGCUGGUGCUGUCCUCAGCUCUUUUUGGAAAGCCUCCUUUCAAGAAUGUAAUUGUAAAUGGGCUAGUUCUUGCCAGUGAUGGCCAAAAAAUGAGCAAACGAAAGAAGAACUAUCCUGAUCCAAUGCACAUUGUAAAUAGUUAUGGAGCUGAUGCACUAAGGUUGUAUCUCAUUAAUUCUCCUGUGGUAAGAGCAGAAAACUUACGAUUUAAGGAAGAAGGAGUAAGGGAUAUACUGAAGGAUGUCUUAUUGCCCUGGUAUAAUGCAUAUCGCUUUCUCGUUCAGAAUGUUGUGAUCCUGCAACAUAAGGAAGAGGGAAAAGAAUUCCUUUACAACGAGAACACAGUUAAGCAGACCAAUAACAUCAUGGACAAAUGGAUUCUUUCCUUCAUGCAGUCACUCAUUCAGUUCUUCAAGGCUGAAAUGGCAGCCUACAGACUAUACACUGUAGUCCCUCGGCUGGUGAAGUUUGUUGAUAUACUGACCAAUUGGUAUGUUAGAAUGAAUCGCAGAAGGUUAAAGGGUGAAAGUGGAACUGAUGACUGCAUUAUGGCUUUGGAAACCUUGUUUAAUGUUCUGUAUGCAAUGUGCAAACUUAUGGCACCUUAUACUCCAUUUAUUACUGAAAUGCUGUACCAGAAUCUGAAGACCCUUAUUGAUCCUGCCUCUGUUCAAGAAAAGAACAUUGAGAGCAUUCACUACCUCAUGCUUCCUCAAGUGAGGGAAGAUCUGAUUGACAAAAAAAUUGAAAGUGCCAUUUCCUGUUUGCAGUCCAUUAUUGAGCUUGGCCGUGUAAUACGAGACAGGAAAACCAUUCCAGUAAAGUAUCCUUUGAAAGAAGUAGUGGUUAUCCAUCAGGAUCCAGGGGCUCUGGAAAACAUUAGGUCAUUGGAGAAAUAUAUACUUGAGGAGCUUAAUGUGCGUCAAGUGACACUGUCUACGGAUAAAGAUAAGUAUGGAAUCCGGCUGAGAGCAGAACCAGAUCACAUGGUGCUCGGAAAGCGUCUGAAAGGUGCCUUUAAGCCUGUUAUGACUGCUAUCAAGGAGCUGAAGAGUGAGCAGCUGGAGAAAUUUCAAAAGACAGGGAUUAUUUUAGUGGAAGGCCACGAACUACAUGAGGAAGAUCUUCGUCUCAUGUACACCUUUGAUCAAGUCACAGGAUGCUCUGCCCAGUAUGAGGCACAUUCUGAUGCUCAGAUUUUAGUUCUCUUAGAUGUCACCCCAGAUCAGUCAAUGGUUGAUGAAGGAGUUGCCCGUGAAGUGAUAAAUCGCAUCCAAAAACUUCGCAAGAAGCGCAAUCUGGUUCCUACGGAUGAGAUUAUAGUGUAUUACAGAUCAACUCCAGAAGGUGACUACUUGGAAUCAGUUAUUAAAGAACACACAGAUUUCAUUUUUGCAACAAUAAAGGCUAGUCUGAAGCCAUACCCAGUGCCUACCUCAAAAGAAGUGCUCAUACAGGAGAGAACUCAACUGAAGGGAUCGGAACUAGAAAUUACACUUGUCAGAGGAGGUUUGUGUCGUCAUGUGGGUCCAGCAUGUGCAUAUGUCAAUCUCAACAUUUGCAUUAAUGGUACAGAGCAAGACGGUAUGUUGCUGCUAGAAAAUCCAAAGGGCGAUAAUAUGCUGGAUUUUACCAAAUUUGUGGAUGCUGUGUCCUGUAUUUUCAAUCUCAAAAAUUCAAAACUGACCAUUUUUAAUGGAAAAACAGAACUGAUGAACAAAACUGACUUGCUGAGUCUCAGUGGAAAGACUCUUUAUGUGACAUCAGGGUCAGCUCCUGCUUUGAUCAACCCCCCUGAUGCUCUUGUCUGCCAGUAUAUCAACUUGCAGUUAGUGAAUAUGAAACCACAAGAGUGUCUAAAAGGAAUGGUUGGAACUCUUCUCAUGGAAAAUCCAGUUGGUCAGAACGGCCUGACCUAUCAAGGUCUUCUGUAUGAAACAGCAAAAGUGUUUGGGUUCAGGAGCAGGAAGCUAAAGUUGUUCCUGGAUGAAGCACAAACACAGGAGAUUACAAAAGACACCUCCAUGAAGACACUGAACAUGAAGACUGUGUAUGUUUAUGUUAUACCAACAACUGCUGAAUGCUGAGAAUUCCAUUUUUAUGAAUGAGCCUAUGUAGACUUCUUUUUUUCACAGAAGAGAAAUCUGGUUUAAAUUAGUAUACUUUUUAACAAACAUUCAAGUUGUGUACUGUACUUUCAACAUCUUCAGUUGUACAUUGAAGAUGUUUUCUACCAGUGCAUGUGUAAUAUGCUGCUUUUGGUUUCAAAUACAAUUUAUUUUCAUUAUGUUAUAAGAUACUUUAAAAGUUUUUCACAGUAAUGUCAGAUCUUAACCCUGGAUAUCUAUGCAGUAACUUGCCUGAAAGAGAUGGGACUCUAGUACCUCAAUGAUGCCAUUCUCAGCCUGUCCUUUAUACAGAGACCACCUUUAGUUUUCUAAAUCAUGGCUCACACACAAGGAUCUGUGAUAUCUACUAUGUUCUGAUAGCUUUGAAACUAAUUAAGAAAGUGUUAUCCAGUUUUGUGAAUUCAUACUAGUUGGGUUUUCAUAAGGUUUGUGGCAUUGAUGAAAAUAAUUCUUAAUUUCAGAAACUUUGAACAAUAAAUUUGCGCUUUCUCCAAGACCAUA
Molecule: messenger RNA, 4568 nt
Organism: Alligator mississippiensis (American alligator)
Lineage: Eukaryota; Metazoa; Chordata; Crocodylia; Alligatoridae
Gene: IARS1
Product: isoleucyl-tRNA synthetase 1
Exons: 35
Coding region: 228-4025 (1265 amino acids)
Biological process (GO): isoleucyl-tRNA aminoacylation
Molecular function (GO): aminoacyl-tRNA deacylase activity; isoleucine-tRNA ligase activity; ATP binding
Source: RefSeq, a predicted model, not a curated record